AUGGCUGCUCUCUCCUCCGCCACCUCUGCUUCCGCCGCUUCCUCGUUCGUCGGCUCGAGCUCGGAGCUCGCUGUGAAGGUCCGCAACGUGGAGUGUCGCGUCACGAUGCGCAAGACCGUCAGCAAGGCCGCUGACAACCUGAGCCAGUGGUACGGCCCGGAUCGCAGCCUCUUCCUCGGUCCGUUCAGCGCGCCGCCCGCGUACCUGAAGGGCGAAUUCCCCGGUGACUACGGGUGGGACACGGCGGGGCUGUCGUCGGACCCCGAGACGUUCGCCAAGAACCGCGAGCUGGAGGUGAUUCACUCGCGCUGGGCCAUGCUCGGCGCGCUUGGCAUCGUCUUCCCCGAGCUGCUGGCGCGCAACGGCGUGCCGCUGCAAGAGGCGGUGUGGUUCAAGGCGGGCGCGCAGAUUUUUUCAGAGGGAGGGCUCGACUACCUGGGCAACCCCGCGCUCAUCCACGCGCAGAGCAUCCUCGCCACGCUCGCCGUUCAGGUGGUGCUGCUGGGCGCGGUGGAGAGCUACCGCGUGGGUGGUUUGGAGGGGUUCCAGGAGGUGGAGGAUCCGAUCUACCCGGGCGGCGCGUUCGACCCGCUGGGGCUGGCGGACGAUCCCGACGCGGCGGCGGAGCUGAAGGUGAAGGAGCUCAAGAACGGGCGCCUCACACAGGUGUCGGCGCUGGGCUUCUUCGUGCAGGCCAUCGUGACGGGCAAGGGGCCCCUCGAGAACCUCGCGGACCACCUCGCCGACCCCACCGCCAACAACGCGUGGGCAUAUGCGCAGAACUUCGUCCCCGGCGCGUAA
Molecule: messenger RNA, 801 nt
Organism: Closterium sp. NIES-65
Lineage: Eukaryota; Viridiplantae; Streptophyta; Zygnematophyceae; Desmidiales; Closteriaceae
Source: the annotation of a GenBank genome assembly